This is a messenger RNA of Gossypium raimondii (Peruvian cotton), 1568 nucleotides long. RefSeq names its product peroxisomal membrane protein PEX14. Bases 201 to 1322 code for a protein of 373 amino acids. Lineage: Eukaryota; Viridiplantae; Streptophyta; Magnoliopsida; Malvales; Malvaceae. Gene Ontology annotation, molecular function: signaling receptor binding. The transcript has 12 exons. Gene Ontology annotation, cellular component: peroxisomal importomer complex; peroxisomal membrane. Gene Ontology annotation, biological process: protein import into peroxisome matrix, docking. The record is from RefSeq and is a predicted model, not a curated record.
AAGGCUCGUCAAAAAUUCAGCCCAAGUUCCUCCUUACAACAUUGGACAAUACUGUCAUGUCUGAUCAAAUCUUUGUCCCUGUUCCGCGUCUAUGAUCUCUGCUUUCUUCCUUGAAAUUUCGCAUGUAUAAAAAUUAAUUCAAGAUUUCUGUUUCCCAGAAGGAACGGUUGUUAAAGUUUCAAUCUAGAAUCACUGAAGCAAUGAGGGAGGAAUUAGUGGAUAUGGCUGUUAAGUUUCUAUUGCAUCCAACUGUCGGAAGAAGUCCGGUCAGCCAGAGGCGCUUGUUUCUUGAGAAAAGAGGCCUUUCAAGUGAAGAGAUAGAUGAAGCCUUUCGUCGUGUUUCUGAUACAAGUUCAAGUGUAACAUUUCGACAGGACAUUAACUCAAGUCAAGAUGUGCAAUCAAAGCCUUUACAUAGUGUUCAGCUACAAGGCACGGCACAAUCAUCCCAACCUCUGGUGGCAUCAAUUCUUACAGCAUCUCGACCAUCCUGGUUUUCCUGGUCAUAUGCUAUUUUUUCUAUAGUGCUACUUAUUUUUUCUGGUGUUGGGACUUCCAUGCUCCUAAAGAAUUUCUUUUUGCCCAGGUUGAAGUCUUGGAUCUGCAAGGUUGUUUUUGAAGAGGACGAUGACAAAGGAAGAAAAUCAAAACUAUGUUUGUCAAAAGAAGCAAUCGAAUCUGCAAAGGCAGCCGCAGCUGCUUCUGUCAAUGCUGCAAAAGCAAGUCUGGAAAUAUUGCAGUCAAAGAAAGAUGAGGAGAGGCACUUCGACGAUUUAUUGAGACGAUUAGGCUCCCAUGUAGCGGAACUGAGGUCAAUGAGUAUAACAGUACAGAGACUGGAGGGUGAUGGGAAUGCUUCCCACAAAAACCCGGAACAGUACCUUCAGCACACAUCACAGUAUGGACGCAAUAGCAAUCUGUCGAAGAUGUCUGUUGUACAAAGGGGUUACCCUGGUCCAACGAAAUUUAAACCAAGUGGUAUAUCGAAUUUUGAUAGUUUGGUUAGGCCUUCAUCUGCACCUCCGAGACCCCUUGCUGGCCAGUACCCGAAGUCCUAUAUAGAGGUCUUGGCUAAGGUACAAAGAGGGGAGAAACCUCCUGGAAUAAAGGAUACUGAUGACUCACCACCAAAUCCUCAUAUAACUCCAAGACUUAAGCCUGGGGAGUUUGCUCAACCGCAAAACAGCUUUGGUUACUCUCGGGACAGAGGCUUUUCUCAGCCAAACGGAGAGAAUGCACUGCCAUGGUGGAAACGUAAUAAUACCAACAUAAGAGGAGUAGAAGCUGGAAAUGGCUCGUAUGGUCUGAGGACCGACAAAUAGCUGCUUUUCAGCAGUCUUAAGGUAUCUACCCUGCUGCAAAGAGUUGGGGGUCUAGUCCCGAAUCAUUGAUCAACUUCCGGAUGAGAAAUUAAGAAUCCAUGAUUCUGAAGAUAUGCAUAAAGAAAACUGUAUACUUGUUAUGCUUCUCUACUUGCUGGUGGAAUGGUCACCUUUGGGUUGAAGUUUUGAGAACAAAAUCUGUAAAAAUGGUUUCUAAAAAGUUAUACAAGGGAGAUUAUGUUUGUA